This is a messenger RNA of Aegilops tauschii subsp. strangulata, 1022 nucleotides long. RefSeq lists its product as uncharacterized. The record is from RefSeq and is a predicted model, not a curated record. NCBI's taxonomy places the organism in Eukaryota, Viridiplantae, Streptophyta, Magnoliopsida, Poales, Poaceae.
UGUACAAGAGCGAGCUGGACGCGAUCACGCCUGAGCAGGUGGAAUGGGAGCCGUAUGGAAAAGGAGAGAGUUUUGGUAACCCUAUAGAGUUCAGGCUGAAUCCGAUCUGCACUAGGGAUAGGGAUCUCUGGCAUAUGCGGUGCCCACUGAUAUGCAACUGGGCGGUUGAGCUUCACUUGCCACAUCGGGUUUUCCGCCAGUUUGGUUUGUUCCAGCCACACCCGCCGGAGUGGGAGGACACGGACAAGUUGCUACACGCGUUGGAUAGGAAAAAGCAGCGGAAGAUCAAGGAUUGGGCCAAGCAUCACAGCAAGUAUGUCAUGCAGUUCGCUCUUAGUGUGGAGCAAGCAAGGGCUGGAAAACGAGCCCAGCUUCGUGAGCACUGCCCGAUCGCGUUCAACAACUAUCUCACAUGGUUUCUUGCAAGUACCCGCGUGGAGGUAUGCCAGCCGGCGUAUGCUGAGGAGAUUCUGGAAGAACCCACCGUUUUUGAUGAGGUAGCCCAGCACCAGUACAACGCAUUAUUCAGGAAAGGCAACUCAGUGAUCCCUUCAGCUCCAAUGAUGAACUUUGUGCGUGCCCAGAUCAAGAAAGCAGCUGAUGAGACCGAGACUAUUCUGGAAACAACCCCGGCUGGCAAAAGCGAUGGGGAAGGUGCACUUCGAGCAUUCAUUAAGCGCCAGGGCCAAAAGUUAAGGCGGCUAUCAAACCUUUUCGGUUGUCGUGACCCCGAGUAUGUAUCACCAGAACGGUCUAGGUCGGCGACACCAUCAGAUCCCGCUUCGGGGCAGGGCCAUGGUGAACCUUUCGAGGAUGAGGACGUGGGUGUGGUCACCCAAGAGGUUGCUGAUGAUAUGACCGUGGGGAGGUACCAGGCUCGGUCUGCAUACGAGUUGAAGCCUAGGACGGGAAUCAACAAGUACACACACCUGAAGACUUCACCCAAAGAGGCCAAAGAGGCAAAAGGACGGUCGGCACCUCGCGGAUGGCGGCUUUGGAUGACUAUUUGGAUGACUAUGUAG